AUGGUGACGUCCGUGCCAAAGCUCCGCGUGUCGGCCGCCGCUGCGUCUCUCGAGCGGGGCUGCGAGCAUGCCCUAAAGUCUUGCGACGGCACCGCCUUUUGCGGGUGGUCGCUCUGCUACGCCGGCUGGCUUCCUCCCUGGCAAAGCCGCUUCUUCACAAUUACGCAUGGCGGAGCGCUGGCAGUGUGGGAGCUGGAGCCCGGGAAGCAGCCUCGCGGCAGCACCCCUAGGGAAGAUCCCUUCGCCACGCUCCGCUGCACCACUCGCGUCGACCUCCGCAAGCUGUCUGCGCUGAGGCGUGAGACGCCCGACUGUGCCGAUAACUUCGUCUUUCGGCUGGUCACGUCGACGCACACGCUGCGCAUCGACCCAGGCAAUCGGGAGGCGUUUGAGAAGUGGGAGCUUGCUGCCCUGCGAGCCACCUGGAUCAGCAACAGCACCGGGCGCGGACGCAGGUCCUUUGAGGAGCUGAAUGAGCUGGUCAAGAAGGUGCCGGGAGCCUUCACACCGCGCACGUGCGAGCGGGUGGAGGAGGAGUCGCGGCGCAUCACUGCCGUCGAGGCCGCGGCGGAGGCGGAGAUUGCGCUAGCCGCGCGCUGGCUGGCGUUCUUUGUUCGUAAGCUACAACGGGCGGCGAGGGCGAGAAGGCAGAGGCGGCGGUUUGCGGCGCGGCAGUCGAUUGCGAUGCUCCUCUACUUCACGUCCCAGCGCAGCGCCGCGGUGGUGCAGCGGACGGUGAGGAGGAUGCUCGCACGGCGGUUGCUCGCACGGCAGUCGCGCGGCGCUCAGGUAGUGCAACGGGCGGCGAGGAGGCGUCUGGCAAGGCGGCAAGAUGCGGCGAGGCGGCUGCAGAACGCCCUACGAGCGCAGCUUGCCCGGAGGCUGCUCAGGGCAAUCAAGGAGAGCGCCCGUCUCAAGAGCCUCUGCCGAGUCCGACGCUGA
Emiliania huxleyi CCMP1516 is the source of this 942-nucleotide messenger RNA. RefSeq lists its product as hypothetical. The record is from RefSeq and is a predicted model, not a curated record. Bases 1 to 942 code for a protein of 313 amino acids. Lineage: Eukaryota; Haptophyta; Isochrysidales; Noelaerhabdaceae. The transcript has a single exon. Gene Ontology annotation, molecular function: protein binding.